AUGGAGGAACCUACUACUAAUUUAUCUGAACUCUUAAAUCAAAAAGAAAAAGAAUAUCAAGAAAUCUGCAAGCUCCGUCUAUUGCAGCUAGAAGAUCAAUUAAAUACUAAAAAUACCUAUAUAAAGCAAUUAUUAUCCCAAAUAGAAAAAAUUCAAGAAGAUUUUAAUUAUAAUGUUCAAUUAAUUGACGAAAGAGAUACUGAGCUAAUUGAGCUCGAAUCCAAAAUCGACAUACUAAAAAAGCUUAUAAAAGAAAAAGAUACUGAUAUAAGUGAGCUAAGGGCAUAUAUUUCAAAUCUUGAAGAGAAAGUAAAAACAUCAUCUUCAAAAAACACAAAUAGAGAAAAAUCAUUGAUUUCAGAAAGAGACGAGCUUAGAGAAAAAAUAAUUGAAAUAAAAAUUAAUAAAGAAAGUGAGAUAGCAGAGCUUAAAAGUGCAUUUGAAAAAGGAUAUGCGAAGAUUAGGCAAUCUUUAGAAGAAUCUAAAGCUGAGAAAUUUAGUUUAAUUGAAAAGUAUGAGAAAAUGCUAGAAAAUCAACAGUUAGAGCACAAUAAAAUAGCUUAUGCUCUAAUUCACUCGCUCUCCUUGAGAGAACAAAAAUGUAUUGUUUGCAUAUGAAGGGGGGUUAAAUUUUUUUUAAUUUAUAUAUGAUAAAGUAAAUUUUUUUCGCAAUUUAAAAAAAUCCCAAUAUGAAAGUAAAAUUUAAUUAUUUUUGUAAAAUUUAUGAUUUAAAAUGCAAGCUGUUUAAAAUCCAAUAGAAUUAGCUAGAAAUUUCAUUAUACUAAUUAUUAAUUAUAUAUCAAAAAAAUACUUUUUAAUAAAAAUUUAUAUUAAAUGUUUUUGUUUGCUGGAGUUUUUACCCAAAAAAUAGGAUGUUUCCACUGGCUUUUUAUUCUCUAACUGGGAGUGGAGGAGUAAAUAAACCUCAAGAAAUAAAACAAGGCUUAAAAUUUAUUAAAUGAUUCUAUGUUUCUAUUAAAAAUAUAAAUAAAUUUUCAACCAAACAUUCAUCAUUUUUUUUAUAACCUAUAAAGAAUUAGAAGAAAGAAAAAUUCACAUUUCAAGCUUGAUCAAAAAUAUUGAAGAAAUUCAAAAAACUAAUUCUUCAAGAAUAACUCAAGAUAUGAAAGUUGAGCUUGAAAAUUCAUAUAGAGCUCAAAUAAAAAUUCUAGAAGAAAAAUUAGAUUCAAUGGAGAAAGAAAGCAUAAAGAAGAAAGAUAGAAUCAGACUAUUAGAAUACGAAAAUCAAGAACUAAAAGAUAUGAAUAUCAAAGACGCUAAUUUUGCUUUGCUGCAAAAAAACAAUUUAGAAAAAGAUAUUGCCAAACUAAAAUCUAUGCACAAUGAUGAGUUAAAAUAUAUAACGGAAACCCAUGAAAUUCAAAUCCAAAGAAUCACAACUUUGCACUCUAAUCAAAUUAAAAAGCUCCAGGAAAAGCUAGCUCUUGCAGAGUCAGAAUUAGAAAAAUAUUCGAUUAUUUUUGAAGAAGCCAAAUCUGCACACGAAGAUCAAGAAAAAACAUUGAAAAAUGAAAUAAAUAAUUUGAAAGAGGUAAAUGAGACUGAAAUUAAGGCUCGCGAAAAUAUAAUUUCAUUCAUUAGAAUAUAGAGAAACUCCCGGCCAGCCACUAAUGGCUUUUCAUGUCCCUUGCAUAGUAACAUCCCCUUACUUGCUAGACUAAUUGCAUAGCUUAAGGCUUUUGCUCCAUCCAGACAAGGACCUGCACCCACUAUACGGAGGUAAAGACGCUUGAUCACCAUGCGGUAAGUCGACGGGUUACCCUUCCCAAAAAUUCAAAAAGUGAAUUUUCUGGUCAGGCUUUCGAUAGAGAUGAAACUUGUAGCCCAGUGCGCAACUCCCAGCAUCGGAUUGGAAAAAUGCCCGAUUGGUCGAGCUAAAGCCCUACAACCUUGCUGGGCUAUCCCUUUCCAACUUUCCAAGUCCCCAUCCUCCUCGGGAUAAAACCUUGCCCUGAAUGUGAGCCUGCCUUCGGCUAACCCGACAUUGCGCUCUACCAGACCAAGUAAAACCGAAAACUCUCACUGAACUCUUAUCUCCUUUCAAAGGUCCCCAGUCUCCCAUCUAGCUGCAGGUGUUAAGUGUGCAAAUUGGUUCCCCACGCCAUUUUUAUGUUCGAAAAUAUAAUUUCAAAUAUCCAAGCAAAAUUGAAAAUAAGAGCAGAUGAAAUUGAGAGCUAUAAAGGGAAGAUUGAAAACUGGAAAACAAUCGCAGGACAAAGUUCUGAAGAAAUUAGGACGCUAAAAGAGGCGCUUUGGAAUGCUGAACAAAAAAUUAAAAAUUUUGAAAGUUAUCAAAAUGUUAAAGACUUAGAAAAAGAUGAGCUGCAAAAUAAGAUUCAAAAUCUAGAAGCAAAACUAGUGCUUGCAUAUUCUCAGCCGAAAAAAGAGGAGAAAGAAGAGUCAAGAUUAUGAUCAGAAGAUUUAGGCCCUGCAAGCUCUAUAGCAUCGUAUGAUAGCCAAGGCAAUCAAAUUAUAAAAGAAAAUUACCAGGCUUCACAGUCAAUUGGAUAUGAGAAAAGUGAAGGAUUUAAUUAUGAGUCUACAGGAAAUAAUCAAAUUAAAUUAAAUUAAAGAUUCUUAAGGUCUUCCAGAGAUUUUAUGCCUCCACACGCUUUCGACAACUGGACCCUUGCUGGACAGGGGUUGCAUCGGUUACCUGAGCAGUCUUCUCCCAGCUGACUCCCAAAGCCACCCACCCUAUAUGGCAGCUAUACACUAUGCUUAGUGUUAGAAUCAAAGGACCUGAGCCUUAAUUUAGGCUAUAAAGCCAUUUUUGGCGCCCGUAGUGGAGCAUUUUCGGUAAAGACAUAUUUUGUCAACACCACCAUAUUAAUUAUAAAAUAAUCAAGGUUUAACAAAGAAAAUCAAAGAGCUAGAAGAUGAAAACUCAGGCUUAAAACGCCAAAUCAAGCAGCAAGGAGGUAGCCAAAUCGCUACAAAUAAUGCAGAAAUAAAGCAAUUUAUAGAGAAGUGCCAAAGAAUGAAGGCUGAGAUAAUUAGGCUAACAAAUGAAAGAGAUCAGCUGAUACAAAUAAGCUCAGAACUCAGAUAUGAAGUGAAUAGAUUAAAAGAGAGUGCACCUGCAGCUCAGCCUCCUGUAGAAAAUGCUGCAGAUGAAGAUCACAUUUUGCUCCAAGAAGAGUUUAGAGUUGAAGAUUUUCCUAUAAACGAUGCCCAAAAUCGUGAUAUGAACUUAGAAAUUAAAGGAUUUAAUAAGCCUCUAGUAAAAGCUCCUCAGGGCAUCGAUUUUAAAACUCUUAAACCUACAAAAGUCCAUAAAUCCAAACUAUAA
Blepharisma stoltei is the source of this 3313-nucleotide messenger RNA. The record is from the annotation of a GenBank genome assembly. Lineage: Eukaryota; Ciliophora; Heterotrichea; Heterotrichida; Blepharismidae.